ACAAAGUAAGGUAACUUGAAGCUCUAAUAAUCAUAAUGGAGUUUUCUUGGAGAUUAUUAAUAUUGCUCUUCAUUGUUUCCUUCCUAAUCAUAUCAAAGCUUUUGAAGAAACCAACUACCACAAAACUACCCCCUGGUCCUCCAAAGUUACCCUUGAUCGGUAACCUCCAUCAGCUAGCAUCCAAAACCACCCUUCCCCACCGCCGACUAGCGGAGUUAGCAACCGUUUACGGCCCGAUCAUGCGCCUCCGCCUAGGGGAAGUUCCUACCAUUGUCAUAUCAUCGGCUGAGAUGGCCAAAGAGGUGAUGAAAACUCAUGAUGCUUUGCUUUGCAAUAGGCCAAAAAUGAUGAUGCCCCAAGUUGUGUUCUACAACUGCAGUGACAUCGCUCUCACCCCCUACGGCGAGUAUUGGCGGCAAGUCCGCAAGAUCGCCACCCUCGAGCUCUUUACCGCCAGCCGUGUUCAGGUAUUUCGGCCCAUAAGGGAGGAGGAGGUCCGGGAUGUUGUCAAGUCUCUAGCUUCCAAGGUUGGCUCUGUGGUUAACCUUAGCAACACAAUUUUCACUCUCACGUUUAACAUCACUUUAAGAUUAGCAAUGAACAAGAAAGGCCAAGACGGAGAAGUUUUCAGAGAACUUAUAGCAGAUGUAGCAGAGAGUGUCUCUGGCUUUUCGAUUGGUGAUCUAUAUCCAUCGUUGAAGUUUAUAAGUACCAUAACUGGGAUGAAAAGGAAACUGCAAGGGAUUGUCAUGAGAUUUGAUAGGAUAAUGGACCCCAUAAUAGAGGAACAUAUGUCUGUGGAAAAACAAAGUAAAGAAGAGGAAGACUUAAUUGAUGUUCUCUUGAAAUUUCACAACGACAACCUACAUCUUGGCGCAAAAUUCUCCCUUACUACCAAUAACAUCAAGGCCAUAGUUAUUGAGUUAUUCAGUGCUGCAAGUGAGACAUCUUCAACAACGAUAGAAUGGGCAAUGUCUGAAUUAUUAAAGAAUCCUACAGAAAUGGAAAAGGCACAAGAUGAGGUGCGACGAGUAUUGCAAGGUAAAGAAACAAUGGUUGAUAAUCCAAGUCUAGACAAGCUCAAGUACUUGAAACUUAUAAUCAAAGAAACUUUAAGGCUUCAUCCUCCUUUACCUUGCUUGGUUCCUAGAGAAGCUAUGGCUAGAUGUCAAAUUAAUGGUUAUGAAGUACCUUCAAAUUCUCGAAUUUUCAUUAAUGCAUGGGCUAUUGGAAGAGAUCCAGUACAUUGGAAAGAUCCUGAAAUGUUUAAUCCAAGAAGAUUUGAAGGGUCUUUGAUUGAUUAUAAAGGAGCACAUUUUGAGUUAAUUCCAUUUGGUUCCGGAAGAAGGAUAUGCCCUGGAAUUGGACUUGCUACUGCGACUAUUGAGCUCGUGCUAGCCAUGUUGCUUUAUCAUUUUGAUUGGAAGUUAGCUAAUGGGACUACAGCUGAAGACUUGGACAUGAAUGAGACUUUUGGCAUAGGAGGGAGGAGGAAAAAUGACUUACAAGUGACUCAUUCCCUUUAUUCUUGCUCAGGCUUCAAAUGA
Beta vulgaris subsp. vulgaris (sugar beet) is the source of this 1547-nucleotide messenger RNA. RefSeq names its product cytochrome P450 726A27-like. The record is from RefSeq and is a predicted model, not a curated record. NCBI's taxonomy places the organism in Eukaryota, Viridiplantae, Streptophyta, Magnoliopsida, Caryophyllales, Amaranthaceae. Gene Ontology annotation, molecular function: monooxygenase activity; oxidoreductase activity, acting on paired donors, with incorporation or reduction of molecular oxygen; heme binding. The transcript has 3 exons. The coding region runs from base 36 to 1547 and encodes 503 amino acids.